Molecule: messenger RNA, 1717 nt
Organism: [Torrubiella] hemipterigena
Lineage: Eukaryota; Fungi; Ascomycota; Sordariomycetes; Hypocreales; Clavicipitaceae
Source: the annotation of a GenBank genome assembly
UUUGCAUCAGUAGAACAGAAAGGAGUAGCCAAGGGAAUUCUGUAUAGCUGGCAGGGAUUUUGCGCCAGAAGCAAAGCAGGCUGGCUAGAUCUGUGGCGUGGAAUCAACUAUGGCCCUAACACUUAUACUCAGAUAUUAAGUAGUAUACUGCGCCGCUGUUCACUUUCCAUGUUCUGAAGCAAGGCAAACAGUUUACGUUGAUUCUAACAUAUACACCCCUUUUUGUUCUCCUGUUUCUCGUCCAACUUCAACUUUGUCAUAGAAACAUAGGCAUACAAUGGCUCUCACGCAUCUCGCUGCGCUGGCAGCUUUUGUUCAGCUUAGCACUGCUCUUCCAUGGCAAGCUACGGCGCCUGCUCCUACACAGGCGUCUUCAUGGUCCGACGAUGGCUGGUCUCCCGCGCCUACCAAUGCCCCUCAACAUCACCUAGAGGGCCGGGGUCAAAAUCUUGGAACACUGGGCUGGUGGCCUUACGAGUCCACCUUUAUCUCACGAACAUGCGACCCCGCAGAAAACCACGUUGUCUACAAUACUUUCUAUAAGAAUGUCAAAUGCUGCCCCGGCACACAGGGCUGUGGCAUCGUCACAGGCUGCGUCAAUAGCAGAGAGUCACCGAAUAGCCGCGUCAUGCACUGUUACAACGAUUAUACAUGUGUUCAACAUGUCUACCCCCAGAGCUUUACCGAAUGGGCGUGUAUCUCAGCACCAUACUAUACGGUGCUUAAUUUAGAAACGACCUACCCUGGAAUGGCGGCAGCCGAGUCGCUUGCCAUCUUUAGCGUAGAUGCUAGCGAGAAUCCGAUAGAGGCAGGCAAAACACAAGGUGGCUUUUCCGUGCAGUCUGUCUCGGAUUCCCCUCGUCCUUCUCCAGUGGGCGCUUCUAGCACACGAGCGGCUGUAGCCUCCUCUGCUGGUGCACCAUCAACAGGGUCUUCAGCUCCGGCUGACCAGCCAGGAGGCUCUUCUGAAGGAGCUUCAUCCAGUGGCUCGUCAUCAUCGUCGUCAUCUUCGGGCUCGUCUGUUCCCCUUGGACCUGUGAUUGGCGGCGCUGUGGGUGGUGCUGCCCUCAUUGCCAUUGCCGUCCUGUUAAUCUUUUGCGCAAGAAAGAGAGGCUGGUGUAGCAAAAAAUCCAGAAAGAACACUCUACCACCGAAGGUUGCUGCUGCCAGCCUAGGUCCAGCAAUGCAUGGCAGGUCGACACACUAUCAGCCGGUAUCAACCAGCGAGCACAGAUUCGUGGAAGCCAAGGUCGCCUCUCCUCCUCCUCGGCGCCCAGGCGCAGCGCCUCGACCAGCAGCCAAACCCACGCCCGCAGCCAGUGCUAAGCCUACAUCUCCACCAAGAUACGACAAGAAGGGUCUUUUGAUUGUCGAAAAGCCUGCGACGCAACGAUGAGACCCGACACAGGCCGAGCAUCCAGGUGGCCGCAGAGCGGGCAGAGCAGGGUACCGCGUUCUAUAGUAGCGUGGGGAUACUCAUGUAUUUAUAACUGGACUUGAGAUUUUUUGCAUAUAGAUUACUUGGCCACUAAAUUGGGAUAUUGUAUUUCUCUUUUACAACAUAGAAAAUGUUAAUUCGCCUGUCCUGGCAAACAACAUAUGAAAAACAGGAAAAGCAUUGUAGGGACUUUUAAAUACCCGACGGUUAGGUAUUUGCCCCGGAGUUGGCCGACGCAGUGUACGCUUGUUUGUUCAUUCUUUUUUUUUAAAAGAAAUG